GCCAUUCGAUUUCCAAAAACUUGCAGUCAUGGCAGGUAUCAAGCUCCAAGGUCCAAGACUCCACCUCCUUGUUGCAGCGGUCGGCGCCCUUGCCUUUUUGUUACAGGGAUAUGACCAAGCUGUCAUCAACGGACUGUUGAGCUUGCGAACUUGGGAGAAGACUUUCCCUCAAAUCAAUACCACGAACAACAAGUCGAUCGAACGUUCGCUCGUACAAGGCACAGCUGUUGCAAUCUAUGAAGUUGGCUGUGCACUCGGUGCUCUGUCAUGUUUUUUUAUCGGCGACAUACUAGGUAGACGCAAGACCAUCUUUGGCGCAUCAUGCUUCGUCUUGGUUGGCGUCACAAUCCAGGCUUCAUCCUUCAGUCUCGGACAGCUCAUUGCCGCACGAAUCAUUACUGGUCUUGGAGUGGGCGCUUUUACAGCAACGGUCCCCAUGUGGGUCACUGAAUGUUCGAAUGCUCACAGCAGAGGCAAGAUGGUAAUGCUUGAAGGCAUGUUCGCGAUUGGUGGCGUAGCGCUUGCGGUCUGGUUAGACUUUGGCUUCUUCUUUCUGAAGAACAACUCUGCGAAUUGGAGGUUCCCAAUUGCAUUCCAGGCCGUAUUCGCACUAGGUGUCGCUUCACUUAUAUUCAUGCUACCGGAAUCGCCUCGUUGGUACAUCAAGAACGAGAACUACGAAGCCGCGCUCAAAUCAUUGUCCCGCCUCAAUGGACUGCCCGAAGACUCGACGUUACUCCAACAAGAAGUGGAAGUUAUCAGAGAUUCCAUCACCCAGGAACAUGUCGGAGCUUCUAGCAAUCCUUUCGCUCGAACACCAAAUCGACACUUGAGUCGUACAUUGAUUGCAAUUUGCAUUAAUAUGCUCGCUCAAAUGACAGGUGUCAAUAUCAUCACUUUCUACUCGAAUGAGAUUUUCCAACAGAUCUUGGGGUACAGCGGCACAACUUCGCGCGUCAUCUCAGGAUGUCUGCAGAUCUGGCAAUUCUGUAUGGCGGCAUUGGCUGUCCUGUUGAUCGACCGGCUCGGACGUCGGAAGCUGCUGCUGAUCGGAGCUGCUGGCAUGGCAAUUUCUCAAGCUGGCCAAGCUGCACUCACCAAGUAUUCACACACUAGUAAAAGUAUCGCUGGUGCAACGCUCCUGUUCGAUUUCUCGGCUUUGGCUUUCUUUCCCAUCGGAUUGUUCUUGAUCCCAUUCAUGUAUUCUGCAGAGAUUGCGCCAUUGAGAAUUCGACAUAAGAUCACAGCAAUGUCGGCGGCAACGAACUGGCUAUUCAAUUUUUUGAUCGCGGAAGUCACACCUGUUGGAUUCAGAAAAAUCGGUUGGAAAUACUAUCUUUGCUACAUGUGCACAAGCACUCUAUGCUUCGUUUUCGUUUACUUCUUCUGUCCUGAGACCAAAAACCGUGGACUUGAAGAUAUCGAUGAAUUCUUCUUGAGGUCUGAUAAUGCUCUCCAGGUCGUGCGCAUCGCACGGGAGCUUCCCCCGGAUGCUGGAAUGUCCAGUGUCAUUGAAUCCAAGGUCGACAAGGCUGAGCACGUUGAGGAAGCCCGGCGUCGGUCUAUUCCAUCCACAAACUGACAUGCUCUUUUCAUUCACAUUGAUCGUCAGAGAUGCUAUUGUAUAAGUAUCGGAAAUAGCAGUUUGGUAGCGAUACGGUAGGAUAGGCGUCGCUUAUAGCCCUUCUGCUCCUCCUGCUGCCGCUGCUGGCUUGCCUAGCCCGCUUGGCCUGUCUCUGGCUGCUCUGGCUUUUGUACAAUAAAGUAGCGUAUAUAUUGCUCUUUAUGGAAGGUCGUCUGUACUUUAACAGGUUUCUAUAGCUGCGUAGUAUGAUCGCCAUACGUAUAUAUAGAGGCUGUUAACCCGCGUGUAAGCUUUAAGCUAUCCUGUUGAUUAAUAUACUUUUUAU
Molecule: messenger RNA, 1910 nt
Organism: Bipolaris maydis ATCC 48331
Lineage: Eukaryota; Fungi; Ascomycota; Dothideomycetes; Pleosporales; Pleosporaceae
Product: general substrate transporter
Biological process (GO): transmembrane transport; carbohydrate transport
Cellular component (GO): membrane
Molecular function (GO): carbohydrate:proton symporter activity
Source: RefSeq, a predicted model, not a curated record